AUGUGGUAUUUGGCAAACGAGAAAAAUGGUCGGGUAAUUUAUGUUACUGAAGAAAUCACAGUCGGUCGUAAUGCUGAUCAGCAAGAGUGUUUUGUGAUAGCUGAUGAUCCGUCUAUCAGCAGAAAGCAUGCCACUCUGUAUAAUGUAAAUAACGAAUUAUUUUUACAAGAUCUGGGUUCUAGAUAUGGAACAUUUGUCAAUAAUUCAAGUGACAAAGUUGAAAGCAAGUUGAUGAAACAAUUAAAUGAAGGAGAUCAUAUUAAAUUUGGGAAAAUGUCUAGUGUUUUUAAAGUUCAUUUCAAGUCGUUGGUGACUUGUACUUCUACACUUAAAGGCGAAAAUUUGCAAAAUUUAAGGGAGUGUUUGAGUAGUCUCUCAGGCACACUGAAGAGUGAAUGGGAUGAAUCUUGCAAAUAUCUUACAAUGCCUGCCAUUACUUUGACAAUGAAAGUUGUUUUAGCGCUAGUUCAAGGUGCUCAUAUUGUUACAGUCGAAUUUUGGAAUAAAUGUCUUGACGCUGUGAAGAGUCAGGUAAUGCUUCCGGAUCCUCAUGAUUAUACACCACAGAUUAUUGAAUCCACUCUUAAUAAAGAAAAUGUCACAUUCUUGCCUAACAGCCGAAGACAAACUUUAUUUUCUGAUAAAACUGUAGUGUUUUUUUCAAAACGUCAAUAUGAAAUGUAUAAAACUGUAUUAUCAAAUGCUGCAGCAAAUCCUUUGCUAUUGAGUGAAUGUGCAUUAAAAAAAAUUACCCUAUGUGAAAAGAAUUUUAUUGUUAUACAGUAUAAUAUAACUGCUGCAUCUCAAGAGACUGAAACACAAAAACAUUUGAUUCAAGAAAUAGUAGAUUAUUUGAAGAGUAAAGGAAAAAGAUUGAUAACAGAUGUUGAAAUAGGUUUAGCCGUAUUGUAUUGUUCUACUCAGAAAUAUUGUAACCCAGACUUCCAAUUUCCAACAGAAAUAAUCAAGCAAUCAGAUCAAAAUAUUAAACAAAGCAAAGUAUUGGCUCAAGAAACUCAAGAGCAAAAUCAAAACAUUCAAUCCAAUAGAGAAAAUGUAGUUAUCAAUGAAAGUUUAUCAUCUACUAAUAAUAUAGAAAAUGAAAAAUGCAAAAGCCAAAAACGAAAGGCUUGUGAUGAAAAUGAUAUUCAAGAAAAUUCUCUGAAAAAAAUAGCUAUUAGUAUAUCCAGUCAUGUUGAAGCUUAUAUUGGCACUAAGAGAAAAAAUGAAGAUGAACAUGAGAUUGAAACAAAUCCUACAAAAAAGUUGGCAGUCAGUUCUGAAUCUGGUGAUAGUCAAGCUUUCAAUUUUGUCACUAAAUCAAGUACUCACAAUACUGAGCAACAUGAAGAGAGUACAAAAAGAUUAAAUUUGAUUAAACCACAUAAGCGUAAAUUAGAAUCUGAUGAUAAUGAAGAUUCUUUAUUUCAAUUUGUGCAAAAUAAACCGAAAAUGCCUUAUCACAACAAGUCAAAUAUUUUUGAUAGUAAAAAAGAAAUUGACAGUGUGGAAAUAGAAAGAAAAUCUGAAAUUAUAUCAAACAAAACCAAAUGUACAACAUACAAAAAUGAAGACUUAGCAUCUUUAAGAGGAGCAAAAUUGGAAGAAUUAAUGAAAAAUAAUGAAAAGUUAUUGAAGAAUGAAGAUAUUGAUAUUUCUAAGAAGUUCAUAAAAGAAGAAUUAGAUGAGAGAAUGAGUGAACUCAAUUUGGGUACCACUAUUGUGACAGUUAAAAAGGAAUUGAUUGUUAAAAAGGAACCCGUGUUUGUUGAGGAACAAAAUACUAAAGUAAAAAAUUUCAAAAAGUUUAAGAAGGUGUGGCCUAUUAAAAUGCAAAUAUCUUUAAUUUCUAUGCCAGCAAACAGCUCUAAUGAAAAACACCUUAGUUCAAUGAAUCGUGAACAGAAUUAUGUUAAUGAAACUGCAGAUUAG
Molecule: messenger RNA, 1932 nt
Organism: Diatraea saccharalis (sugarcane borer)
Lineage: Eukaryota; Metazoa; Arthropoda; Insecta; Lepidoptera; Crambidae
Source: the annotation of a GenBank genome assembly